Molecule: messenger RNA, 871 nt
Organism: [Candida] anglica
Lineage: Eukaryota; Fungi; Ascomycota; Pichiomycetes; Serinales; Debaryomycetaceae
Source: the annotation of a GenBank genome assembly
AAUCCAUUGAAGCCUCACUAAAGAUCCUCACUAAAGAUCAAAGACCUCACUAAAUAUCCUCACUAAAUUUAAAGCUCACUAAAUUUACUGACCCCCCUUAAAUUACCCCCUCAAAUAUUACAAUGACAAAGAAGAAUAAGAAUACAAGUAUACCCUUGAAUCUCAGCAAUUGCGAAAGAAUGCAAGCCCUCAGAGAGGCACCCGAUAGAACGGGGACCCCACCACCACUCCGUGAGUUUGAUGACUUGAAUGCCUUUGAGACGUUUGUUCGUGACGAGACGUGGGACAACGAGUUUGACAACUUCCACGCGCAUUUGACGUACUACCCACCGUUUGUGUUACAAGAGGUGCAUGACGACUUGGAGAAGAUCAAGCCCACCAUGAACAAGAACUCGAAGAAGUUUAAACGUAAUCUCCAACACCACAUCAAACGUCAUUUAAUGACCGAGUUGGAGACGGUUGCCGGCUACCCUAUGGAUUUCGGCAAGUGCGAAAUCGAAGAAGAUUUCAACACUUGGAAGUUGAAGUUUGUAGACCAAGGGUUGCACGGAUUCACCGAAGAAGAAGAGGAACGCUUGCAUAGACACUGGAGAAUAGAAAUGGAGGUUAAGGCCAACCGGGAGAACCCAUUGGUUGAGGUUGACAUUAAGAGUUUACCCUUUUAGAUGCCCCCGCUAGCCCCCUGUAAACAACUGCCCCCGCAAAGUUUUAAGUUUUCGCGCUAUUUCUCACUAAAUUUUCUCCCUAUUUUCUCGCUAACCUACCGUUCGUUUUUUUUACCGCACUGUCCACAACACGCAGCGCCCUACAACACUACCACUCUCCCUAGACGAAAUGAUUUACGACUUUUUAUAAAUACACAAUUUACUCA